Messenger RNA from Olea europaea var. sylvestris, 1032 nucleotides. RefSeq names its product probable transcription factor PosF21. NCBI's taxonomy places the organism in Eukaryota, Viridiplantae, Streptophyta, Magnoliopsida, Lamiales, Oleaceae. Bases 385 to 804 code for a protein of 139 amino acids. The record is from RefSeq and is a predicted model, not a curated record. The transcript has 2 exons.
CCCCCCCCCCCCAUGCAGGCACAUGCAAACAGACCAAAAAACUAACAGGACAUGAAAGAAAGAAAAAGGAAACGAAAACUACCUCCUCUAUUGGUCCUUGACUGAUUUAGAACGGCAUUUUUAUCCUCCAGGAGUCUAGGACUCUGCUACCAGGAGGUUGUCAUAUACUCUGGUAGUGAGCGGUUGUUUUUCCCUCCCUCCCAUGUUAUAGAUAGCACUUGAUGUUUUAUAGGAGGAAAAAAAUACAAUAAUAAGGCAUACCAAUAAGGGAAAAGAUGUAGUUUAUAGGUCAUAGUGCUUGGCCUCAAGAACUGAUUUUUCUACUACUUGCAUUUCUCCCCUUUCAAUUCACUAUUAUUAUGCACUCUAUUUAUAAAUACAAGAAUGAUGUUAUGUAAUUACCUAUUCUUUGCUUCUCCCAAACAGAAAGAUACAGGUGACCUUACUGCUCAAAACAGUGAACUGAAAUUGGAGUUGCAAACAUUGGAACGACAAGUGCACUUAAUAGACGUAAAGGAAGAGGUCCAGCAUCCGGAAGUGCAGAUGGGUCAAACAAUUCAAAAUAGUGGACCUAUGAUGAAUCUUCCUGCAUCUUAUGGAGCCAGCCAGCAUCCCGACCAUGACGAUAUGGCUACAUUGUUAACUGUUCAACAAUUUCAACAGCUCCAUAUACAUUCUCAGAAUGGGCAGCAACAAUAUUCAAUGCAGCCACAGGCUCAAGCCAGAAACUUGAAUCUAAGAGGUUUGGGGCCAUCUUCCAUUCAAAAAGACAAUGCUACUUCAGGCACAUCACCAGAGGAUUAGAAUCUGGAACUGGUAGAUGAGCUGGCUGUUGGAUGGUUAUUAGUUGGUCCAGAAUCUUGUUGGUUGUAGUUUUGAUUGGGUUUUGUGCUUUUGGUUAGUAUGCUUACAUGCAUCAAACUUUAACAUGGCUCUAUGUGGAUUCUGUUGAAGUUUAGUUUGUUGAAUUGCAAAGAUUAUUAUCCAAAUAUUGUUCUGUUGAGUAUGGGUCUUCCAUUGGACACUAUUUUC